Molecule: messenger RNA, 732 nt
Organism: Cyclospora cayetanensis
Lineage: Eukaryota; Apicomplexa; Conoidasida; Eucoccidiorida; Eimeriidae
Exons: 1
Coding region: 1-732 (243 amino acids)
Source: RefSeq, a predicted model, not a curated record
AUGAAUUCCCCCCCGAGAGAGCAGUUCAAUGCAGAUACAAAACAAAGGAAAAAAGCACUCCAGCCCAUCCUUCUCUUCUACCCCUUUGUUAUAAAAUGCAUAAUUCCGCUACUCCCUCUCAUUGUGGUCAUCUCCGCAGACGCCAAAGUGGCAGAAGCCGGCAGAGAGGCACUUGAGGCCAUCGACAUACCUGAAAGUGCCUUGCUCAUAGUGCCAAGUGAAAACGGAGGAGCUUGGUGGGAGCGUGCAGAAGCUACGGCCAAGCCAGUUACACAGCUGAAUAGGAAUCCAGACACGAAAAUGGCUGUCCAUUGUGCUGAAACAACGGGAUUUGCUUCUGAUGUUGCCAGCUGUGCCUCUCCGUCUACUCCGCUUUCACGCUCUAGGAGCUUGCAGGCCUUCGAUGCUUCUCGCUUUGGUCCAGCUGCUCAGUAUGCACAGUACCUCGCCACAUUUGUUCCUCCUGUUCAGCAGCAGCAGUUCCUCCAGCAGGCCGCCGCUGCUGGUUUGGGUGUAGGGGGUGCCAGUAAUUCACACGCUUUAAAGAGACUACAGAGAAGGGCACAGGCUGCUGCAUAUGCAAACUCAGUUUCUUCACACCCGCUAGUUCAGGGAGUCGUUAGGACAGCAUUUACAGCCGUAGCAGAGGCACUGGGGAGUGUUACGCUUGCAGAUGUUUUGGAAGGAGCAGUUGGAGGAACAGGGUUUAUCCCGGUUCCCCCGAUUAUGUAA